ACGACGAUGAGAGAGAGAGAGAGAGAGAGAGAGAGAGAGAAUACGCCACAGAUAUGUAGGAUGACAACCACCAAGUUGCACUAAUUUUAGUCGUCUCGGACCUCUGACCGGCUUUCAACUAUUUAACAAAAAGUCCGCCUUUGCAAUAUUGCAACGUAUCACUUACGCCGUAUAAAGACAGUAUUUGAAGAUGGAUCAUUCUUUAUCGGUUGAGGAUGCAAUGAGAAAGAGGAAAAAGUCUUGAGCUGAAAUAUUUUCGCUGGACGGAUACGUUGAUGUUGUUUUGUAAAUGUGUUCAGGGUUGGUAGAGGCAUCUGCUUCGUUCAUCAACCGGAAUAACCCUAUGGGAAGGGCGUAUUGUGUAGCAAAUUAGUGACCGGGGCUUGUAAUUUGUAAUUAAAUUAAAGGGAGCUGUUUUUUGGUGCACCUGCCUUUUAUUUACGCGACAUACUGGUGGAUAGACUUGCUGAUGCCAACAACGCCAGAUUGCCUAUAUGGCAGGAUCAUGAAGUUCUUGACGUUUUUCCUUUUACUUCCAGAAACCUUAAAAAGGAUUAGAAAGAGUGGGAAACAGCUCGGCAAGCUGCCAGUAUGCUAUGAAAUCGUGACUUUGUCCUUGAGGAAGAAGAUGGCUGCAGAACUCUAUCCUGCCAGCAUAAAUACCAACCUCCCAAACAGUAAUGAUACAGCAGUAACAGCGGCUAGCAAAAAAAACAUCGUCCAAGUCACUCAAACAGUGACCACACCAACUGCAACUGCCACUCAGCAGAACAUCAACAACAAUAACGUUGAGACUGCAAGCUGGCAGUCCACUCAUCCGACGUUGCGAGAGAGGAAUGCUUUGAUGUUCAAUAACGAACUCAUGGCAGAUGUUCAUUUUGUUGUGGGUCCUCCUGGCGAAUCCCAAAAAGUUCCAGCACAUAAGUACGUGUUGGCAGUGGGGAGUUCUGUUUUUGGUGCCAUGUUUUACGGUGACCUUGCAGAGGGAGAAUCAGAGAUCCAUAUCCCUGAUGUGGAGCCUGCUGCUUUUUUAAUACUUCUGAAGUACAUGUACAGUGAUGAGAUUGAACUUGAAGCGGACACAGUGCUGGCCACUCUGUACGCUGCCAAAAAGUAUAUAGUGCCUGCACUGGCCAAGGCCUGUGUCACCUUUUUGGAGACCAGCCUGGAGGCCAAAAAUGCCUGUGUGCUGUUAUCUCAGAGUCGGCUGUUCGAGGAGCCUGAGCUGACCCAGCGGUGCUGGGAGGUCAUUGAUGCUCAGGCUGAGCUGGCCCUUCGUUCUGAAGGUUUCUGUGAGAUUGAUCUUCAGACCUUGGAGAUCAUACUAAAGCGAGAGACUCUCAACACCCGGGAGGCAGUGGUCUUCCAGGCUGCUCUUGAAUGGGCUGUUGCCGAAUGCAAAAGGCAAGGACUGGGACCAACGGCUCGUAAUAAAAGGGCAGUGCUAGACAAGGCCCUCUACUUGGUUCGCAUCCCUACAAUGACCCUGGAGGAGUUUGCAAAUGGAGCUGCACAAUCAGACGUUUUAACACUGGAAGAGACUCAUGAUGUCUUCCUGUGGUACACAGCAGCCAAUAAGCCUAAGCUGGAGUUCCCACUGCAAAAAAGAAAGGGUCUGACGCCACAGCGCUGCCAUCGUUUCCAGUCCUCUGCUUACCGUAGUAACCAGUGGCGCUACCGUGGACGUUGCGAUAGCAUCCAGUUUGCUGUGGACAAGCGGAUCUUCAUCGCUGGACUUGGCUUGUAUGGAUCCAGUGGCGGAAAGGCAGAAUACAGUAUCAAGAUUGAACUCAAGCGCCAAGGAGUCACCCUGGCCCAGAACCGAACUAAAUUUGUUUCAGAUGGGUCCAGCAACACAUUCUCUGUAUGGUUUGAACACCCAGUUCAAGUGGAGCAGGAUGCCUUCUACACAGUCAGUGCCGUGGUGGAUGGGAAUGAACUUAGUUACUUUGGACAGGAGGGUAUGACAGAAGUACAAUGUGGAAAGGUGACUUUCCAGUUCCAGUGUUCCUCAGACAGUACCAAUGGAACUGGAGUGCAGGGGGGUCAGAUUCCAGAGCUGGUCUUCUAUGCCUAAAGUUGUCAGGACAUUUACACUGCAGUUCAUUCUGCUCAGUGGAUUUAGAUGGUUUGAAUACAGGAGAAUACAGGGUCUCAUGAGGCUCUUGCCGUCUUCAUAAUGUAGCAUUUGAGAACUUAGAUGGACUCUUCAGUACCACAACAGACUCUGUUAUGGCAGAUUUUGAUUGAAGGAAUAUCCUUCAGCUUUAUUUAUUAAAAAAAAUCUAUAUAUUUGAUUUUAAUUAUUGAUGCUGCAGCAAGCAGAUCUAUGUGUGUGUGUGUGUGUGUGUGUGUGUGUGUGUGUGUGUAAAAUAUAUAUAUAUAUAUAUAUAUAUAUAUAUAUAUAUAUAUAUAUAUAUAACGCAGAUAAUUGUACUACUCUUAUAGUGGAUGGAAGCCACUAGUCAGUGUGUCAUGUUUUGUACAUAACUUGAGGUAAAUUGUUUUGCAGCUUGAUGCUGCCUGACAAAUACAAUGUCUUGUAUCAGUGAUCAGCUUCCUUAAUUGCAGAUUAUAAACUUUUUGUGACUCAAGCCAAAAGUUUUUUCCCUUGUCUGUAAAUAGACACUCGACCACAAAAUUCUGUGUAGACUUGCUGUUUGAAGGUGAAAGUACUGACAUCCAUCAUCAAUAGCAAGGGAGGUUGAACUAAGGAUGUGCACAAGUAAUUGAUUAAUCAAGCACUUGUUCUGCACCAGCUAUUUGAUUAUUAAAAACACUACUUGAAUAACACAAA
Molecule: messenger RNA, 2797 nt
Organism: Myxocyprinus asiaticus (Chinese sucker)
Lineage: Eukaryota; Metazoa; Chordata; Actinopteri; Cypriniformes; Catostomidae
Gene: btbd6b
Product: BTB (POZ) domain containing 6b
Exons: 4
Coding region: 470-2077 (535 amino acids)
Biological process (GO): neurogenesis
Cellular component (GO): cytosol
Molecular function (GO): protein binding
Source: RefSeq, a predicted model, not a curated record